AUGGCUCUCGAACUUUACCACCUUCACCUCUCGCAAUCCGAGCGAGUCGUAUGGCUCCUCGAAGAGAUGCAGAUACCAUACAAUUUGCAUGUGUUCAAACGAGAUCCUAAGACCGGUCUCGCCCCAGAUGACUUGAAGGCAAUAAACCCUGCGGGCACCGCGCCUUACUUCAGGGACACCUCCGUCAGCCCCGAAGUUGCCAUCUCGGAAUCGGGAGCGACCGUGUCCUAUAUCCUGUCCGUUUACAGUGCUGGCUCGAACGGAACGCGUCUAGUGCGAACGCCAGAAGACCCAGACUUCGCUACGUAUCUGGAAUGGUUCCACUACGCCAACGGCUCCCUUCAUGCAUCCAUUAGUCGGCUGAUGUACUUUCAAUUCUCUGGAAUGCCCUCCGACUCCCCCAUGGUCCAACGAUUGCGCGGCAAGCUGGCUGGCCAGCUGAAGAUGAUAGACGAUCACCUUGGAAAGAACCAAUGGUUUGCAGGAAAGGACCUCAGCGCCGCGGACUGCAUGAUCAUGUUCAGCUUAUCGACCAUGAGAGGAAUCUACCCCAUCGACCUUGGGCCAUAUGCCAACAUUCUCAGGUGGUUGCGCGACGUGGCGGCGCGACCUGCUUACCGCAAGGCAAUAGAAAAAGGAGAUGAGGGCAUGGAUCCAUUGAUUGAGCCCAAUGCCAGAAGAUUCACCGAGAUUGAAGCUUUCAGGGGGGCCUUGGAAAAGGCAUGA
Neoarthrinium moseri is the source of this 726-nucleotide messenger RNA. RefSeq lists its product as uncharacterized. NCBI's taxonomy places the organism in Eukaryota, Fungi, Ascomycota, Sordariomycetes, Amphisphaeriales, Apiosporaceae. The record is from RefSeq and is a predicted model, not a curated record. The coding region runs from base 1 to 726 and encodes 241 amino acids. The transcript is spliced from 2 exons.